GUUAUUAGCGAUUAGACGGAUUUUGGAAGUUUUUGUGUUCUAAGGGUCUAUCAUUUGCAAAACGCACAAUGACAGUUAAAAAUUUGGCGUGCUCUCUAACAGUUUUAUUGAUUCUCUUCACCAAUCGCUCACGCGCAAGUGUUAGCGAUGAUAUUUGCCACUUCUUUCCAAAUGAAACAACAGUUCGCGAUCCAAAUUCAUGUAGCCAAUACAUUACUUGUAUUAAUUCAGUGUCCCACUAUACAGCCUGCAGCUCGUCUACGCCAUAUUUCGAUAAGGACACUGGAAAGUGUGUGAAAACUUUGUCUGAUUACAGCAACUGUGGCGUUUUCUGCGAAGACAGUGUGGGCCAAUUCAUUGACGAUCCUACAUCCUGUAACGGCUACUACUACUGCAAUGAUGCGACCACACCAAUUCGUGGCACUUGCCCGGACAAUACACAUUUCAACUCAACCUUACAGGCGUGCGUCUACAAAACAGAUUCUCAAUGCAAAUUGAAGGAACUCGAUGUCUGUGCAAUUGCCAAAAAUGGUGUAAAGGUUGCCAGUGAUACAGACUGUCGUAAAUAUUAUGAGUGCAAAAAGGGUGUGCUUUCGGAAAGUCAAUGCGGCAGAGGUCUAUAUUAUAAUGCUCUCAGCGGUACUUGUUUAGCUAAGUGGAGGGUUAAUUGCGCCAAGCAUCCGCUGCCCGACAAUGUUUGCGGCACGACAAAAAAUCCCUACAUCAAUCAGUUCGUUUCGGAUGAUGCGACUUGUCGAGGCUACUACUAUUGUAACGAUAAGAUAGUGCCUGACCCUGCACCAAAAUGGGGUCAGUGCUCCAAUGGCACCUUCUUCGAUGCAAAAACCGAAACUUGUGCCAAUCCCUUAACGGUUGCAUGCCCCAGCGGAGCGGAUCGCUGUGAGGGACGUUCGCUCACCUUUGUGAGUGGCAGCGAAAAGGGCUGUCGUCAAUAUUUGCGCUGCCAGGACGGCAAAACGGAGGCGGAGUUGUCAUGUGGCAAUAGAUUCUUCGAUGAAAAUUUGGUGGCCUGCAUAUCUUCACCCAUUACUUACCAAUCAUGUGCUUCGUAA
This is a messenger RNA of Rhagoletis zephyria (snowberry fruit fly), 1073 nucleotides long. RefSeq names its product peritrophin-48. Gene Ontology annotation, cellular component: extracellular region. Lineage: Eukaryota; Metazoa; Arthropoda; Insecta; Diptera; Tephritidae. The record is from RefSeq and is a predicted model, not a curated record. Gene Ontology annotation, molecular function: chitin binding.